Cladophialophora carrionii CBS 160.54 is the source of this 177-nucleotide messenger RNA. RefSeq lists its product as uncharacterized. The record is from RefSeq and is a predicted model, not a curated record. NCBI's taxonomy places the organism in Eukaryota, Fungi, Ascomycota, Eurotiomycetes, Chaetothyriales, Herpotrichiellaceae. The coding region runs from base 1 to 177 and encodes 58 amino acids. The transcript has 2 exons.
AUGGCCGGGACUGUCCAGAAAGUCGUCCUCCUCGGGAUAAGUAGGAAGGCCAUAAUAGCCGAGCUCGCUGCGGCGUGCCUCGUCGUGACGGCUGCAUUACGAACAAUGAGCAUCAAGUUUCCGGAUCCAUCCAUCCUUCCAGCAGUGGUGGACUACCGCUCGCAGUCUUCUCAUUGA